AUGGGCACCCCAGAUCUAACGACGGUCUCCCCUUACUUGAAAAGCCAGUGCAUCAAGACUGAUGCUUUCGGGCCAUCCUUGGAUGGCAUGGUCCAGGGAUGGGUGCGACUCAGCCUCAGCGAUUCGGGUUUCCUAAGUGGUAUCUUCCUCAAUGCGUCUCGCCAUCUUUCGGGACUCAGCCAGCAGGAACAGGGAGCGCAAUUCUCCCAACUGGCGACCUGGUACAAGCUGCCGUGUGUGCGGGCGGUAAAUGAUGCCAUCAACUUGCGCUCCGAGGGGAUGUUAUUUAGCGACUCGGUCAUAGCCCAAGUAAUGAUAUUGGCCUUGGAUGAGAUCACCACUGGCGAUAUGGCCAUGGCCAGAAACCAUGUUCGAGGAGCGGCCAGCAUGGUGGUACUCAAUGGCGGCCCGCAGACCCUGGGUCUGGGUGGUUUUCUCGAGAUGAUUCUCGAGAAGUAUGCUGACCAAGUUGGUGUAAGAUUGGAUCAAGGUGCCUCACAUGGCAGUGGCAUCCCAUUUGAAGAUGAUGUAAGGAGUUAA
Cladophialophora carrionii CBS 160.54 is the source of this 540-nucleotide messenger RNA. RefSeq lists its product as uncharacterized. Lineage: Eukaryota; Fungi; Ascomycota; Eurotiomycetes; Chaetothyriales; Herpotrichiellaceae. Bases 1 to 540 code for a protein of 179 amino acids. The record is from RefSeq and is a predicted model, not a curated record. The transcript is spliced from 2 exons.